GCAUGCGCUAGCUAGUUUAAUGGCCUGAGAGCUGUGAGGUUUUUUUGUUGAAAGCAGAGCUUAAGAAGGCUUUGUGAAAAUAGAAGAUUUAUCAAAAUCGGGUAUAUGAGUUUGCUUGCAUUUCCUGCUCCUAUCAUGAGAGCUUGUCUGAUCUUCAGUACCCUCUCCUUCUGCAGUUGAUGAUUCUCCAGCUGGCUUGGAGAUGACCGACAGUGUCAGGGCGUUCCUCCGCAAUGUUGCGACGGGGAUUAAGGAUUCUAUUUUGGGGAUCACAACAAUCACCAAGCUAGAUGCCCGAAUCCAGCAAAAGCGGGAGGAGCAGAAGAAGCGGAGAGUGAGCGGCCCCUUGGCCCAGAGACGGGCUCAGAGCGAGGACCGCAAGCACGAGAGUGAGCCCAAAGUAGCAAGUAGGAUUUUUCAAUGUUGUGCCUGGAACGGUGGUGUAUUUUGGCUGAGUCUCUUUCUUUUCUACCGCGUGUUUAUACCAUUGCUCCAGACUCUUACUGCAAGAAUUAUUGGUGACCCCUCCUUGCAUGGAAACGUGUGGUCCUGGUUGGAAUUCAUCUUAACCUCAGUGUUUAGUGCUCUCUGGGUCCUCCCUUUGUUUGUGCUUAGCAAGAUUGUCAAUGCCAUUUGGUUCCAGGACAUUGCUGAUCUGGCGUUUGAAGUCUCUGGACGCAAAGCUCAGCCUUUUCCAAGUGUAAGCAAGAUCAUAGCUGAUAUGCUUUUCAACCUUCUCCUCCAGGCCCUCUUUCUCAUUCAGGGCAUGAUUGUCAGCCUCUUCCCCAUUGAUGCUAUUGGUCAGAUGGUCAGCCUCCUCCACAUGUCUUUGCUCUAUUCACUCUAUUGCUUUGAAUAUCGCUGGUUCAACCAUGGGAUUGAAAUGCAUCAACGGUUGUCAAACAUUGAAAGGAACUGGCCGUAUUACUUUGGCUUUGGUCUGCCCAUGGCACUUUUGACAGCAUUGCCAUCUUCCUAUAUCAUAAGUGGCUGUCUCUUCUCAAUUCUGUUCCCCCUCUUCAUCAUCAGCGCCAAUGAGGCCAAGACCCCAGUGAAGCUUUACCACUUCCAGCUCCGCCUGUUCUCCCUGGUGGUUCUCAUUAGUAACAAGCUGUUCCACAAGACGGUCCAUCUGCAGAGCGCUCUCACCUCCUCCAACUCCGCGGAGAAGCUGCCCUCAUCUCGCACGUCCCCGAGCCGCACGAGACCGCUGCCCACUCAGUGACCGCCACCACGGUUAGCCAGCACAUCCACGACCAUCAGCCGCUCCACACACGUGUGAGGCGAGACUGAGUGCGAGGGCUCUGGAAAAGGAAAUUUAGUCUGUCUUGCUUUCUGUGUAUUUUAAAGAUUUUUCAGCCCUUUUAAUGUCAUUAUGGAGGAUUGAUCAGGCUGAUUUAUGUUAGUUUUAAAUGUGAAUGACUAAUUAUUUGGAUUGGACUGAGCUGUGUCUGUUUCACACAUGCACAAGGCUGCAAUUCUUGUUUUGUAGUGUAAUUUUGUUGGACUGUUUUUGUACUCAUUAUGUGCCAUUUGGGUGAUUUAUAGAAUUUUCAAAUUACAACGUAAAACCUAUUCAUGUGCGUAUAUAUUUUCUUUUACACAAGUUUCCCUCUUAAUAGUCUUCAUUGACUUUGUUCACUGUUUUGGGUUUUUAACUGUUUAUGGCCUUCUAUUUAUUUACAUAUCAGAGCAAGUGGCACCAGAGGAGCCUGCUGUUAUAAGUCCGCAAAUAAUACAUUAACACACACCCCCACACUUGCCUAAGGUGUGGUGGUCUUGUUUAAUCUGAACUGUGUAAUAAUAGGACAAUUGAAAUUCUAUUUAAUCCUCAAAUAGGUUUACUUUUCAGAAGCAGAAUUUAAAUCGGCUUUCAUUCCCUUCUGAGAGGAAAAAUUAUUCAGUUCUUGCCUACUGUGUUGACAUUUUACUGUGAGAUCUAACUGGGUGUCAUUGGACCUUUGUCAAAAUAGGGUUGUUAUUAACCUAUGCAGAGAUGAUGAUGCUGCAGAAAACAGAACAAUAGAGCUGCUUUUUCCAAUGCAUGUUUACUUUGGGUAGGGUGAAUUCCAUGUUAAAAGUUGAGAGAUUUGUGCUAGGUGUUCUGCCGAUCAAAAAUGUUAUCCGUAAUGGUUUCAAAACGAACAAUAUCAGUACUGAAAGAAUGCACAAAGUAGAUAAAGAUUCAUCCUACUAUUGUCAAAUGACACUGCCAAAUGGCUUAAUAUGUAUAACUCUCAUUUAUAUCAACAAGCAGUGGUUGCAGGGAUGGUUACUAGUUGUCCCUCCUAAAACACUCUUUGGCUUUAUUGUUUAAUCUCAACAGGUUACACAUAUUUUACUAGAAGCACAUGUUGAGUCACCAUCUCAUUGUCACUGUAUUCACUGAGAGAUGUGGUGGUCUUUCUUGUUUUCCUUUUGAAAAGGUAUUUAUUGUAAGAAGUACAUUGUGUUACACAUGCAGGUUGAUAUAUGUGAGUUACAUUUUGUAAAAGUAUUACACAUUUAAAUAAACUUGAUCUGCAUAGACAAAUCAAAA
Molecule: messenger RNA, 2539 nt
Organism: Electrophorus electricus (electric eel)
Lineage: Eukaryota; Metazoa; Chordata; Actinopteri; Gymnotiformes; Gymnotidae
Gene: ei24
Product: EI24 autophagy associated transmembrane protein
Biological process (GO): macroautophagy
Cellular component (GO): endoplasmic reticulum
Source: RefSeq, a predicted model, not a curated record